UGGGGCUCGGUGUCAGGGCUGACCCCAGCUUUUAGCCAUGGGGCCACUGGGCUGGGGCCCUCUGUGCACUAGCAGCCCCACACUACGGUGCUGCCUGACCACUAAAUAUGCCCCGUCCCAAGCAAAGGGGUCCCUGAGGCUGGGACCUACUGGGGAGAUCUGCUCCGCUCUGCCCCCUUGGGCAUCCUGGGCUCCCUCACCUUCCCUGCCUUGGUCCCCUGCUGGAGAGCAGGCUGGCAGUGUGGGAAUGGGAUGACAGGCAAUCAUAGGGAGGUCUCCAAAAAUUUGGGGAAGGAUGGACAUGAAGCAAAAGGACAUACGUGAGGGCUGGAUGUGGCUUAGCUCUCACCACCCCCCUGGGCUCCAUCCCAUGAGCCUGGACCCUCUCCAGCAGCGGGGUCUGAGCCUGCUGCCACCAGCCUGGGAAGUCACCACCCCUUCUGGGGGCACCAGGCUGUGGCUCAACCUGGGCUAAAACCACCAGCACAACCAUCUUUUGGCACUGAGGAUCCUGAGGUGGGAUCCGUCCCAUCACUGCCAGACCCUGGGACCAGCAGGAACAGCUGCGAGGGGGGCCCCAGGGGCAACUCAGCUCCCCCCUCCCCAGACAGAACAGCGGGCAUGGGGCAGCACCCAGUCCCGGUGUGCUCUGGGCAGGGUUUCACACAAAGCUGCAUUCAUUCGGGACCGGGCAACUGGGGGGGACAGGGCCAGCACUGUCACCUAACCCGGGUACAGGUUAUCCCUGCUCUUGUGUAACCUGUUGCAUAAAGGUAGGGCGGGCAGGGGUGCUGCCAGCAGUGGGGGCUAUAAAGGUGGGUGCAGCCUCUCCUGCCCACAUCUACUCCCAGAGCGAGGAUGACGGUGGCACUGCCCAGCCUGGCGCUGACCCUGCUCUGCCUGCUGCGGGCAGGGGCUGAGGUCCCCGUGCAGCCAGACUUCGACACCGAGAAGUUUGCAGGGAUGUGGUAUGUCACAGCCACGGCUUCCAACUGCUCCGUCUUCCUGAAGAUGAAGGACGGGAUGAAGUCGUCCAUCACCACCAUCAGCUUCACACCAGAGGGGGAUCUGGCCAUGAAGUUGGUCUGGCCCCUGCUGGACAAAUGCCAAAAGUUUGAGCUGCUCUUCCAGCAGAGCGGGCAGGCAGGGCACUACAUGGCACAAGAGAAGAGGGACCUGCUCGUGAUGGAGACAGACUACGGCCACUAUGCCAUCCUGCACGAGGCCCAUCACAGCGAGACAGAGCCCAGCACCGCGCUGCAGCUCCUCAGUGGGUGUUGGAGCAGGGACAGGCACCCACAGCUCCGAGAAGGGAUGGGGGCACCAAUGGGGAGUGAGGGCUGGGCUCUCCACCACCACCCAGGGCCACCACCAGUACCCAAUGUCCAGUACUCCAAGAAUUAAUUUUGGGGUGAAUGAAACCUUUCACCAAAGAUAUCUCUGGUUGGUUGUGGAUUGAACCAGACCUCCUUGCAGUGUGCCAGCCCAGCUGUGGACCCCCAACCCUGCCAGCCACCCCAUAGCACCCCAGGCAGAUGGGUCACUCAUCCCAAGGGGCUUGUGCCCCUUUGCUGCCAGCCCAGGGCACUGUGGGUUGCCUGAUGUCCACUCUGCACCUUCAUGGCUUCACCUUAGCCCUUGUCUGGGGCCCAAUCACUGCCCUGUGGUAGCUGGACUCCUGGGGUGGGGCUGGCUGCCAGGACCCCCUGCACUCACUAGCCCCCACUUUGCAUGUCU
Messenger RNA from Pseudopipra pipra, 1737 nucleotides. RefSeq names its product lipocalin 15 (gene LCN15). The record is from RefSeq and is a predicted model, not a curated record. Gene Ontology annotation, molecular function: small molecule binding. The transcript is spliced from 4 exons. The coding region runs from base 859 to 1404 and encodes 181 amino acids. Lineage: Eukaryota; Metazoa; Chordata; Aves; Passeriformes; Pipridae.